Molecule: messenger RNA, 1570 nt
Organism: Impatiens glandulifera
Lineage: Eukaryota; Viridiplantae; Streptophyta; Magnoliopsida; Ericales; Balsaminaceae
Product: phosphatidylinositol:ceramide inositolphosphotransferase 1-like
Exons: 11
Coding region: 518-1447 (309 amino acids)
Biological process (GO): ceramide biosynthetic process
Cellular component (GO): trans-Golgi network; Golgi membrane; endoplasmic reticulum membrane
Molecular function (GO): ceramide cholinephosphotransferase activity; inositol phosphoceramide synthase activity; sphingomyelin synthase activity
Source: RefSeq, a predicted model, not a curated record
AUGAGAAGACAAAGUCAGUUCAAGAUAGAAUUUAGCCCUAAAGAAUGGAAGAGAGAGAUUCCUUCCAUAUUCGAUUGCUACUUUUCAGGAAUUUCAAGACUGAUGGACCGACGAUCUCUUCUUUUACUAGAAAGGAGAGAAAUUUAUAUAUAUAACUGGAUUUCUGUAGACUGUAGACUGCUUCAAAAACACUGAGAGAUUCAUUUCACUUUUUGCGUUAUUCAACAGUCACUGAUUCUGGCCAUUUUGAUCGGAGUUUGAAUCAUUCCGGGAACGACCUUGAUUCAGGAGUAUCUUAUUUGAUUUUGAACCAAUUCAAUUCUUGAAGAGAAUGAAUUAAUUUUUCUUAAACUUUUUGAGAUUAGUGUAUCAAAUUCCGAUGGAACUUGGCCUGUGACUUUGAUGUAAUAUGAAACUGAUCCUAAUACGUAAAGAAGAUGUAUCUUUACAUUGGUCGCGAGGCUUCAAAGGUUCGUAGUUUACAGUUAUUCUUCUAUGUAUUCCGGGAUUUGUAUAUAUGUUUUUGUUGUUAAUUUCCUCGUGUUUCAAUCAGCUGUGGAAGAGACUUUGUGCAGAAACUGCCACUGAGUUCAACCUUCUUCUCCACAACUGGAAGUAUCUUCUCGCCGGAAUCUUCUUCCAGUACAUUCAUGGGGUUGCUGCUAGAGGAGUCCACUAUUUUCAUCGGCCAGGACCAAUUCUUCAGGAUGUUGGUUUUUAUCUUCUUCCGGAACUUGGACUGGACAAAGCUUAUAUAAGUGAGACUGUAUUCACUUCUAUCUUUGUCUCCUUUUUCCUGUGGACUUUUCACCCAUUCAUCUUCAAGAGCAAGAAGAUCUAUACAGUUCUUAUAUGGUGCAGAGUUCUUGCCUUUUUGGUGGCUUGUCAAAUACUUCGAAUAUUGACGUUCUAUUCCACGCAGCUCCCGGGGCCUAAUUAUCAUUGCCGUAUGGGUUCAGAGCUUGCUACGCUCCCUCCUCCGAAUAAUCCUUUAGAAGUUUUCAUUAUAAUUCCUGGAAGUAUAUUAUAUGGAUGCGGUGAUUUGAUAUUCUCAUCACAUAUGAUCUUCACUCUUGUGUUUGUGCACACAUAUCAUAAAUACGGAACGAGAAGGUUUAUUAAGUAUUGUGCCUGGUUAGCCGCUGUGAUUCAAAGUUUAUUGAUUAUAGCAUCCCGUAAACAUUAUACUGUUGAUGUCGUCGUGGCUUGGUAUACAGUUAAUUUGAUGAUAUUCUUUUUAGACCAUACAUUGCCAGAACUGUCUGAUCGAACCGGAGCUGCAGCAUUCUUACUGCCGGUUAACAAAGAUAACAAGGAUAAAGAAGAGAAUCACAAGCUUCUUAAUGGAAGCUCUGGAGAAUCUUUGGAUAGGAGAUCGAGAAAUAUAGUUAAUAGUAAGAUUGUUGAAGAUGGAAACACGGGUCAUGGCGAUAUGGGGGAUGAAUGACGACAAAUAAGCUAAGGUAAUUAAUUUUCGAUUAGCCAAUUGUCUCGGGUUCUUCAUUAGAUUUAUAGCCUUAGGAGUAGUAGUAUGUAGUAAACUUUUGGAAUUUUGAGCUUCUUUCUAUUA